Molecule: messenger RNA, 1995 nt
Organism: Cornus florida
Lineage: Eukaryota; Viridiplantae; Streptophyta; Magnoliopsida; Cornales; Cornaceae
Product: F-box/kelch-repeat protein At3g06240-like
Exons: 2
Coding region: 400-1521 (373 amino acids)
Molecular function (GO): protein binding
Source: RefSeq, a predicted model, not a curated record
AACAAAAAGUAGGGAUGAAAUGUGUAUGACAUUAUUGAAAAAACAUAAAAAGUGAAUUUUUAUGUAUAAUAAUAUUUUUUUAUUAUUAUUAUUUUUUGAUGUACCUGUAGAGUCCAUGUUUUGUUUCUUUUUUCUUUUCUUUUUUUUCAGAUUAAAUCGUGCCUGUAUUAAGUCGGACUAGUGUGUUUAUUAGAUGCUUGAAAUAAUUUUAUUUUAUUUUCUUCUUUAAAUUUUUUGCCUCGCUCAAAACUACGUAAAAAUGCUCAAAAUUUACUAACCGCAGUAAAAAAAAAUAAAAAAAAAUUGUUCACCUAGAUAAACGAUUGUCUUUCAGAGAGAGCUUCCUUACUGAUUGCUCUCUCUCUCUCUCUCUCCUGGUUUAUUUCUAGGGUUUCUACAAUGUCGGACUACUUAUCCAGCGAAUUGAUGAUGGAAAUUCUGGCAAGACUACCGGUGACAACUCUUCUGCAAAUCAGGUGCGUCUGCAAAUCUUGGUGUUCUCUAAUCAGUAGCGAUAAUUUCGUGACCUUUCGCCUCAAUCGCACAACUCAUUUGAACAACAUCAACAACACUCACCUACUUCUCAUUAGGCACUUCACUGAAGAUAAUGAGAAACAAGAGCGUUUUUCAUUGUAUCUCGAUAACGAAUCACUCACCCAGUACCAUUUGAAUCUCGAAAGUCGUCCAAUCACACGAAUUCGCCCCUAUUUCCACAUUCUCGGUUCUUGCAAUGGCUUGGUAUGCCUCGUCGAUUGCGUAACGAGCGAUUCUGUAUGUCUGUGGAACCCUACUAUUAGGAAAUUAGUAGUACUUCCCGAGAUUCGCAUUACCUUCUGUUCGCUCCGUUCUUAUGGAUAUGGAUUUGAUUCCGCAACUAAUGACUAUAAGGUGGUUAGAAUUGCUUAUGUUCAUGGUGGUCCUGAGGUUGACAUUUACUCCCUCAAGGAGGGCUGUUGGAGACUGAUUAGUCCUGCUGGUGACAUACCUAUAAUUCCAUUUGAUGUGUCUAAUGCUUCUGUCAAUGGAGUUAUCCAUUGGCUCUGCGGAGAUCGUUGCCCUUGCAUCGUGUCAUUCAAUUUGGGUAGUGAGGAAUUCUCCUUGAUCGAGCUACCAAGGAGUUUAGUCCAGAGAUUGAUAGUACCAGUACAUCGGUUGUCCAUUGGAGUGUUUCAAGACUCGCUUUGUGUGCUCCACAAUGAUUGUGUGGAGGAGGGCGUAGCGUCAAUCUGGGUGAUGAAACAAUACGGUGUUGUGGAGUCAUGGACCAAUGUGUUCAAUCUUGAUUCCGACGGAGAUUUUGUGAAAGUUCUUGGCUUGAGGAGGAAUGGUGAAGUUCUUUUGACAAAAGAUGAGGAGCUGUUUUCCGUUGACAUAGAUACUAGAAAUCUCAAGUCUCUUGGGAUCAGUGGAGAUGAUGCAGCAUUUUGUGUCAAUACUUACACAGAGAGCUUAGUCUUAAUCAAUAAAGUAAAUGGAGGCUUUGGGGAGCCAGCAUGGUCUUCUCAAUUGCAGGCACUUUAAGAAGCAAGAAACAAUCGAAACAGCAGGAUUUUUGUAUAUAAAAAGCUUACAGACUAGACACGUGUUGAAGCAGAGGAAGCGCUUAGUUGGGAAUUUAACAGCUCCAGAGGUUAGAAGGGUUGAUGGCGAGUACUGGUGAAGAAGAACUUCAGUUGGGAGCGUUGUUGCUGCCCCAAUCAUUCUUCAAAAGCUGACCUGAUAGAAUUGAAUAGGUUGCCUCACUGGCUUGGAUUUUGCUGAACAUGGUAGAAUUUGCUGUUCUUCUAACCGGAGGAUCCUUUUUGGAAGGAGUUAUAAUGCUGAAAGCUGUUCAAAUUUUCUUAGCUCUUUCUGUUUGUAAAGAGGAUAACGUUGAAUACUUGCAAAACUUGAACCAUGAAUAUAGCUGCUCUCGCUCUCUUUUGUGUCUACAAAUUGGGAUUUAAUUAUUUUUGUUUUAAUUUAAGUUCCAUUUAAACUCUUGUUGGUUGUGAA